Molecule: messenger RNA, 2412 nt
Organism: Python bivittatus (Burmese python)
Lineage: Eukaryota; Metazoa; Chordata; Lepidosauria; Squamata; Pythonidae
Gene: KLHL25
Product: kelch like family member 25
Biological process (GO): ubiquitin-dependent protein catabolic process
Cellular component (GO): Cul3-RING ubiquitin ligase complex; cytoplasm
Molecular function (GO): protein binding
Source: RefSeq, a predicted model, not a curated record
UCAGAGGAGCGGGGAGGAAGGCGCCCCCGAGGGGCGGUGGUGGAAAUCUACGGCGAUCCGAAGAUCCAGUCACCCCCCCCCAGGAGAGAUCCAAGAGUUUAUACUCCAGCAGUCAUGUCAGUCAGUGUCCACGAGAACCGUAAAUCCAGGACCAGUACCGGCUCAAUGAACAUCUUGCUUUUCCACAAAGCCUCCCACUCAGACUGUGUCUUGUCUCACCUCAAUACUAUGAGAAAGCACUGCAUGUUCACUGAUGUCACGCUCUCUGCAGGGAAUAAAUCUUUUUCAUGUCACCGAGCAGUGUUAGCUGCUUCCAGUAGAUAUUUUGAAGCCAUGUUCAGCAAUGGCCUUCGUGAGAGCUUAGGGGAUGAAGUUAAUUUCCAUGAUAGCCUUCAUCCAGAGGUGUUGGAGCUGCUGCUGGACUAUGCUUACUCAUCCAAGAUCAUUAUCAAUGAGGAGAAUGCAGAGUCCCUCCUGGAAGCUGGAGACAUGUUGCAGUUUCAUGAUGUCCGAGAUGCAGCUGCUGAGUUCCUUGAGAAGAACCUUUGUCCUUCCAAUUGCUUGGGAAUGAUGGUCCUUUCAGAUGCUCACCAGUGCAAGAGACUUUAUGAGCUCUCUUGGAGGAUGUGCUUGGUCAACUUUGAGACAAUCCACAGGAGUGAUGACUUUAACAACCUCUCCAAAGAUACGCUGCUGGACUUGAUUUCCAGUGAUGAGCUGGAAAUUGAGGAUGAGGAGAAGGUCUUCAAGGCAGUUAUCCACUGGGUGAAAUAUGACUUAGGCAAAAGGAAGCCUUUUCUUCCAGAGCUGCUAAAGAAUGUGCGAUUGGCAUUGCUGCCUUCUGAAUGCCUCAAAGAAGCCAUGGCCUAUGAGGAGCUGAUCACAACAGAGGAGGAGAACAAGGAAAUCAUGGGUGAGGCUCUUCGGUGCAAGAAGAAAAUCCUGCAGAAUGACGGGGUGGUCACCAGUCCUUGUGCCAAGCCCCGCAAAGCUGGGCAUACUUUGCUCAUCUUAGGUGGGCAGACAUUCAUGUGUGACAAAGUUUACCAAGUAGACCACAAGGCAAAAGAGAUCAUCCCUAAAUCAGACCUACCCAGCCCACGGAAAGAGUUUAGUGCUUGUGCCAUUGGCUGCAAAGUUUACAUUACUGGAGGGAGAGGCUCAGAAAAUGGUGUAUCCAAGGAUGUCUGGGUCUAUGACACGGUUAAUGAAGAAUGGUCCAAAGCUGCUCCAAUGCUUAUCGCUCGGUUUGGACAUGGUUCAGCUGAGCUAGAGAACUGCCUCUAUGUAGUGGGUGGUCACACCGCAGUGGCGGGGGUCUUUCCUGCUUCUCCUUCUGUUUCGCUAAAGCAGGGGGAGAAGUAUGAUCCGGUUGCCAACAAGUGGACCAUGGUUGCUCCCCUGAGGGAUGGUGUCAGCAAUGCAGCAGUUGUCAGCGCACGGCUCAAGCUCUACGUGUUUGGUGGAACCAGCAUUCACCGGGACAUGGUGUCCAAAGUCCAGUGCUACGACCCCAUCGAGAACCGGUGGACUAUCAAAGCUGAGUGCCCCCAACCCUGGCGUUACACAGCAGCUGCUGUCUUAGGCAGCCAGAUUUUUAUCAUGGGUGGAGACACAGAAUAUACUGCAGCCUCCGCUUACCGUUUUAACUGUGAAACAGACCAGUGGACACGGAUUGGGGACAUGACAGCUAAGCGGAUGUCCUGCCACGCAUUGGCUUCAGGAAACAAGCUUUAUGUGGUGGGGGGCUACUUUGGGACACAGAGAUGCAAAACACUGGAUUGUUAUGACCCUACCUCAGAUACCUGGAACUGUAUCACCACAGUGCCUUACUCCCUCAUCCCCACAGCUUUUGUUAGCACAUGGAAACACUUACCGGCUUGACAGUCAAGAGCAUUGAUUAUAGCGGAGCACCAAGAGAUGCAGCAGUUUUAUUCAGCCAUCAAUGGAAGCCACACCAGCAGCUGGAGACACCAGCUUUGCUUUCUGACUGCUCCCACAAAAUCCGGUCUAUUGGUAUGCCAUCUUGGGAUGUCGGCCUGUUCCCAAGGUUUGGAUGGAUGGAAAGGCUGAGCAAUCCUGUUGACUUUCUCUAAGGAAAAGCGAACAAAGCAGCAAAGAAGUCCUUCUAUAGGGACAGUCUUGCAGGUAUCACUUUGGUUCCAGGUGGUAUGGAGAAGUAGCCCAGUAGCCUUAAAAAGCCUUGAUGAUUUCCAUUCAAGGACUUCAGAAACUCUCUCCUGCAGGGAGAUUGAAGCACAACCAUCUCAGAAAGGGCUUGAAUUGCACCAAAUUAUUAUUAUUAUUAUUAUGGUUGGUCGCAUAGUCAACCAGAUGUUGUUGUUGUUGUUAUUAUUAUUAUUAUUUGUACUUUAAUGUUACCAGGAGUUCUAGUAAAUGUUAAUAAAACUG